This is a messenger RNA of Lonchura striata (white-rumped munia), 4173 nucleotides long. Lineage: Eukaryota; Metazoa; Chordata; Aves; Passeriformes; Estrildidae. The record is from RefSeq and is a predicted model, not a curated record.
UUGUUUCUGAGAAGCAGCCAAAUGCUUCAGCAGUGCUGUGAGCACUCGCAGCACUGCCAGCAGCCCAGUGCCACCAGCACCAGCAGCAGCUCUCUGCUGCUGGAGGAAAAAUGACCCCUCAGGGUAGGGAAAUGAGGAAUGGCAGAACCUGCUGAGAGAGGGAAAGAAUUUGGAGAAUGUCACAUUGGGAAGAGUGUUUCUAGUCAGGAGGAAAUGAGGAGCCACUCAAAGAAAUCUGCAUGUUGAGAUAUUUCCUCUCUGGCAGCAAAAACUUCAAGACAAACAGCUCUGAGGAAGUGAAAUUCUGACGUAGCCAAAGAUUAAAUUUCCGAUUGUCCCACCAAGCCUUGCGAAACAAUUAAGGAACAAGGAACAGAGAGGAGCCAGCAGGACAGCAGUGAGGAGCUCCUGGUGAUCUGGGCACUUUCUCCUUCAUGUCACUGACCUGGCAGGAGCCGCUUUAGGACAUGGAUCCCAAAGGAGCCAGAGGUUCCAGGAAGCGCCACUGAUCUUCACAGACCCCUUUGCCUGCUGCUGCCCCACAGGGAACAGGGAGCUGCUGAGGAGCCUCAUGGUCCAUCCCUGGAUUCUCCAAGCACUGACCCCCCAUCCACUCUGACCACAGCCAGGGCCACAUCCCACCGCCUGCCCAGCGUCCAUCCAUGGAGGAGCCGCUUUAGGACAUGGAUCCCAAAGGAGCCAGAGGUUCCAGGAAGCGCCACUGAUCUGCACAGACCCCUUUGCCUGCUGCUGCCCCACAGGGAACAGGGAGCUGCUGAGGAGCCUCAUGGUCCAUCCCUGGAUUUUCCAAGCACUGACUCCCCAUCCACUCUGACCAUAGCCAGGGCCACAUCCCACCGCCUGCCCAGCGUCCAUCCAUGGGGAUGAGAACCAUGUCCCCCCCUGCCAUCUCACCUGAAGGGGACAGUCUGUGUGAGACAGAUGUCCCCAGCGUGGCCAUAGACAGUGUGACACUGCUCAUCUGCCUCUGUGGGCUGGCCGGGACCAGGGCUGUGCUCUGGGUCCUCGGAUUCUGCAUCCAGAGGGACACCAUCAAACCCAUCACUGCCUGCAUCCUUGGCCUGGCCAUCAUCAACUUCCUCUUCCUCAUCUUCAUGGUCCCCUCUGCUCUGCUCUUCCUGCUGGAGGAUUUGUCCUGCUCUGCCAUCAUGUCCCCAGCAUACAUAAGCUUCCUUUUCCUCCUCUUGCUGAUUUUCUACCAUGUAGGGCCAUACCGGCCAGCAGCCAUCAGCAUCGUGAGGUGCAGGUGCAUCCUCUGCCCACGUGGGCUCUUCUGCCACCUUCCCCAGGACCUGUCAGGGGUGCUGAUGAGUGCCGUGCCCUGGGCCCUUUCCAUCACUGCCAUCGCUGCCAUUUCUGUGGUGACUUCCCUGUCCAAGUCACAGGAACACAAGCUCUUGGAGGCUCUCAUCUCCCUCUACAUCCUCUACCUCCUCGUCUUGGCUCCAUCCGUGGUUAUUUCCAGCACAAUCCCCUUCAUUCAUUUCAAGGGUAGCUCCCAGAUGCAGCAAUUCAAGAAGCUCAACAUCAUUGUCUUCCUCGCUGUGCUCCUCACUUUCCCCCUCAGUCUCUGGAAUUUCCUGCAGCAGCUCGGCUGCACCACUGUGUCUCCCAGGUUGUUUGUUCACUGCAUGCACAGCAGCAUCAACCCCUUCAUCUUCUUCUCAGUUACAAAAUGCUGGAGGUGCUGCUCCAUGGAGUCCCUCAGGGAGUGCCUCCAGAAGGUCUCUGAGGAGCCAGAAGGAAACUCUGCCCACAGGAAUGAUGCCAGCAGGGACACAGGGGGGCUGAGCCUGUUAAACCCUUUAGCUUCUCCUAUGCAGGACCAUGGGGCAGUGGUUGAGAAUUUCCUUGAGCCACCAGAUUAUUUGCCCCCUCAGCAGGCUCCGAUGGUGCAGCAGCAAGGAGAGGAAGAGGCCGUGGUCCUCAGCACGGCCACCCCCUUCCAGGAGCAGGGUGGCACCUGUGGAGCCUCAUGGGCCAUCCCUGGAUUCUCCAAGCACGGACUCCCCAUCCACUCUGACCACAACCAGAGCCACAUCCCACCACCUGCCCAGCAUCCAUCCAUGGAGGUGAGCACCGUGUACCCUGUUUUCACCUCACCAACCAACGGACCUGGUCAGUGUGAGAUCAAUGUCUCCAGCGUGGCCUUACACUUUGCGACGCUUCUCUUUGGUGUCUGUGGGCUAGCUGGGAACGGGGCUUUCCUCCGGCUCCUCCACAUUAACCCCUCCACCGACUUCGUUUUCAACCAGGCCAUCACCGACUUCCUCUUCCUUAUCAUCAUGGUCCCCUCGACCGUGGUCUUCCUUGUGGAGGAACUGUCCUGCUCUGCUAUAAUGGCCCUGAUGUAUUUGAGCUUUCUUUUUUACCUCUCACUGUUCUCCUACACCAUGGGGCUCUACCGCCUGACAUUCAUCAGCUUUCAGAGGUGCAGGUCCAUCCUCUGCCUGUUUUUCUGUGGUUGCCAACUCCCUGAGCGACUGCUCUUGGUGAUGAUGACUGUCCUGUUCUGGGUCCUCCUCUUUGUUGUCACCGCUGUCAAUCCCACGGUGACUUCCCAGUGCCAGUUACACGAGCAGGAGCAAUGCCAUGUGGCUCUCACCUCCAUAUAUGCUCUCAACCUCUUCCUAUUUGCUGCACCCGUGGUCAUUUCCAGCACAAUCCUCUACAUUCAUUUCAAGGCUGGCUCCCAGCAGCAGCAGCAACACAAGAGGCUCGAUAUUGUUAUUGUCCUCGUUGCACUCUUCAGUCUGCCCCUCAGUCUCUGGUCUUUCCUGCAGCAGCUCGGUUACACAGCUGUGCCCUCCCAGGCAGUUUUCCUGCUCACCUGCAUCGCCAGCAGCGUCAAACCCUUCAUCUACUUCUUGGUGGGGAGCUGGAAGAGAGACUGCUCCAUGGGGAGCUGCUGGAGACACUGCUCCAUGGAGAACUGCAGGAGGCAUUCCACUGUGGAGUCCCUAAGGAAGGCGAUCCACAGGGUGUUUGGGGAACCAGAAGAAAACACUGCCUGUGGAAAUGAGCCCAACUCUGAUGCAGAGGACUGAGCCUGUUGAUGCCUUCCACUGCACUGCUGAGAGACCCCUGGACAAUGGCUGAGGAAUUCUGUGAGGGACCUGAUCAAUAAAUCCCCACAGGAUCACCCUCCCUGUGCUGGUGCAUCCCCCACCCCCUUUCCAGCCCGCACUGGGCUCUGAUCCGUGCUUGGGAGGCCUCAGCCUUGAGGAGCAGCCCCUGGGCUCAGCUCCUCUGGCGCUGAUCACAAACACCCUCUGCUCCCAGGAACUGCUGCUGUCCAACCACCUCCUGGGCUUUUAUCAACAGCCUUGGCAAUUCUUUCACUUCCCUGGAUGCCACAGCAUCCCUGCUCUCACGCUUCCACAGCGAGUUGCCGGCCCCCAGGGUGGCCGGAGUGAAACAUUGCUGUGGCUGAAGCCCAUCCCUUGGGCCCUGUGAGCAGGGCCAAAAGGAGCCCCUUGGAGCUCUCCUGGUUCCAGCAGCGCUGAGCAGAAGCUCCCUGGCCCUGGGGCCUCUCCGAGCUGGGAUCUCUCCGUCUGCUGCCCUCGGGUGAUCCCCAAGCGCCGGCGGCUCCUGGGCCGAUCCCCCAGGGCUGGACGCCCAAGCCUUGGCACGGUGAGGAGAUGCCAAGGGAUCCGCAGGGAGCAUUUCCCUGCCUCCCCGGGGAAUUUCUCACAGGCACCCUGCACUGACUCUUCCUGUCUGUGUGCACACACGGGAGCAUCUGCUCUGGCAAAUGUGGGGAAAUGCUGCUCUCUCAGCUGCUCAGUGCCUGAGACACCUCCGUGGGUCAGGCCUGGCACCAAGGUUAAGGCCUGAGAUACCAUUGCAGCUAAAUGCAGAGGAAAACAGAGCCUCACUCAGAGCGAGGGAGCAGGAAAGCUCCCAGAGUGCUGUCUGGGAAAGCUGUGGGAUAUGAUAGGAUGUGGUGAGGAUGGAGAAUGGGGUGGGGAUGGGGAUGGGGAGCCAGCAUGAGGAUGGGAUGGGAUAGGAUAGGGAGGAGCUCAGCUGUGCUUCCUUGGGCCCAGGUCAUGUUUUGGCAAUGAUCAUGGAGCUGUUCCCAAACUGGGAUGUGAUACACCCAGCUUCUUCAUCAGCACUGCCAGCACUUGUAGCAUUGAAGUGCCACCAGCA